UCAUUAUUUUCCCAAGCAGACUCACGUCACAUGCAUUUCCUUUUUAUUAUAGGGUUUAAGAGUUCUAUUUAUCAUUCCCUGUCUGAUUAGCCCAGGAAUUUCACACUGGAUCAAAAUGCAUCCAUAUCACUAAAGAGUGGCUACUAAAGAGCGUAUCUUGUAGCAGGUGAUGGGGCAAAUGAGAAAAUGGGUAGGCAUGAAGAAGAAGGAAAGUGGGAGAGUAAUGGGUCAUUGAUGCUUUGUGAAACUCGUCCAGAUCCAGUUAUUCUGCCCCUCUUACGGGCAUUGAAAGUCUUUUUUUUGUGCAUCUCUAGCUCAUGUAUAGAAUUUUAAAUAUUAUUAUUUCAGAAUACCUUUCAGAAGAAUAAUACAAUGGGAUAGAAAACACACUGAGGCCAGGAGCAGUGGCUCAUGCCUGUAAUCCCAGCACUUUGAGAGGCUGAGGUGGAAGAAUUGCUUGAGUUCAGGAGUUGGAGACCAGCCUGGGCAACACAGCAAGACCCCAUCUCCAAAAAAGAAAAAGAAACACACUGAAAUAAAAUAUCUCUAGAAACUAUGUUCAAUUGAAACCAUAUCCAUGUAGACUUCAGAAAAUGUUUCCAAGGUCAUAAAUUUCAGGCAAGCAUCUUAAGAGAAUGAAUGAGUAAAAGCAAACACAUCUCAAAAGAUGGGGAGGACCAAUCAACUCACAUACUUUACACUAGCAGUUAACAUUUGCCUUUACCUCUGCCUCUUCAUAAUGCUCAAAUGUAAUUAUAAUGCAUAGAAAGUACACUGUUGUUUUACUCACUGCUCAGUAUGCCUAUCCUCUUUUCUAAAUUUGAAUUUUAAUAUUUCAGCAAAACGAACUAAUAAAAGGCAGUUUCCUAGCAACGUCUGUAUUCAAAGGAACAACAACAAAGCUUAAUCACAAACACCUUAUUUUCUCCAAAGUUAAUUCCCGUCUUUUGAGGGAAGUUAGCAGGUAGCAAAUAAAGCAAGGUGCAAACAGAGACUCUUGUAGGAGAGGCUGGCACAGCCUCACUUGGCUUUUUCUUCCUGGGCAUUGAAAGAUAGGAUGGUUAGGGCUUCAGCUAAGCCAGUCUUUCCCAAUGGUUGCAGUCAGAGAUUGAUACAAAACCCCAGAACUGUUUGCUAUUUUAUCCAUCCUCUGCUGGAGAUGCAGAUUGAUUGGUGGAAGGAACAGUGAACUAGGAAGCCAGGUUGUUGGAUUCCUAGUAACUCUCACACUACCCACGAAAACUUGAGCGGGUCCUCUUUUUCUGGGCUGUAUAUCCAAAUGGCGGUUACUCUAGAAGACUAAGUGAAAGGUCUUUCUCAGCAGCUCAAACCCGCCACCAGUAACCGGGUCUUUUUUUUUUAAUUAAGUUUAAAUGGCAUUUGCUUAAUCAAUAACACAGUUUCACUAGAAUUAAUGCUGCUUCCCCAGAAAAGCAUCACUUAGAAAUUAAACAGCUGGCUGUCUUCCAGGGAAACAUGUCCCUGUGUCCUGCCUUCCUGAGACUUCUUGCCUGCACGCGGGGCCCAGCCGCGCCAGAGAGAUGGAAGUGACUUUACCUACCCAGCGAAAGUAGAAGUCUGCAACAAGGAAAACAGCUAAGUUAAGAGGAAGUGGUUUUCGUUUUACUGCUUGCAGAAAGGCCAAGAUUUUGACGUUUAAAGCGGGCACACGAGUCAUUUUAAGUCUCUAGAUCUUUCACCCUGAAAGUCCCUGCACAGAAACUCCAUAGGGAGUCUAAAUAUAGCAACAGCACCCCCCUCCCACCCCCUCCGCCUUCAGUCAGGGUCCCGCGCAGCUCUAGGAUUGGAGAGCUUACUCCAGGGCGCUCUCUGCAUCUGCCUCGAAUAGCACCGCACGGAGCAACCUCUCUCGCACCUCCACAGUGCGUGGGUGUGAAGUGUAUUAGGGGAAAGCUAGAGAGUGACUCUGGGUGAUGGUGCUCGGCUCACAGUCACAUGGCGUCGCCGCCAGCUGCACAGAGCUCCCAGCUAGCUGCUGCUGCCCAGAGGCUUGGGGGGAAGGAGGGAGGGAAGCAGGCUCCUGCUGGUGACCAGGAGCAGGCGAGAGGGCUUCACACAAAUUAUAGUGAUAAUAAAGAGUAAAUGCAAAGCAUUUAAAUCGAGGUAUUGCAGAAGACAGAAAUCAGCUGCCGCGGGCGUGGGUGUGUGUACAGGGUGGAGGAGAAUUGGGAAAGUAUUUAUCUCGGAGGGGCGGACACAGCUGCAAGAAGACUUUUGCCUUAGCAUUGUUUUAGCCUUAGGAAAAGAAAAGGCCCUAAGGAAUCCACCUUGCAACUAUCUGCUAUGUCUUUGUGGUGGAAGCUUAGUUUUCCCUUCAAUUUAAUUUGAUGAUUGUUUUCUUUCAUAUUUGGGGAAGAGCCACUCUGUUGGAAGAAGUCCCCAAGCCUGGCACCCUUCAGUUUUCCCUAUGCUGAAUGUGAGGUUUAAACUGCCUUUUCUUUGUAAUACACUGUUUCUGAAGGCCAGAGGCCGCGGCCGGUGGCACCGCGGCCUCUCUCUCUGUCAAGGGCGCAUGGGCUUUGGGCCAACGGGGUGCCAGAGGUGGUGGAAGACCCAGUCAGUUGUUCCUUGCAACAGGUCUCUAAGCUUGUAUGUUACAACAUAAGGUGGGUGGGGUCGAAACCCCGAGAAGCCGGCGUCCUGGACACCCCAUCCUCCAGGUUUUCUUUCCCAGACACUGGGGUCCUCGCUGCCGCUGCCGAACUUCUCAAUCAUAUGACUUUCUCCGACUUAAAUGGAAAUUUCUUGACGGAGGGAACUGGGUUUGUUCUCCCAGGCUUCGCGCUGCAGUCAGGCAGAGCCCCGGGGCAGCUCGCUCACCGCGGAGGAGCCACUUUGGAGUUUUACGCCCUUUCCACACUCCACCCAUGGACUGGAAACGAUGUUCAGUUACUCGCGGGCUUGUUGUCUGAUACUGGGAUGGAAAGUCACAGUCCGCAGGCUGAAGUGAGGCGCGGGAAGAUGCCUGGUCCUUGCCUCGCGGACUUGGCAGCCGCGUCCUUCGGGUCUGUCCACUGAACUGCUGAGGACUCGCCCGUGUGCGGGGACCCGAGUGCCACUUCCCGGAGCGUUACCUUGCGCUCCAGCCUCCAGGCUAGCUAAUACCUGGAGGACAGGGCAGGGCUGUUCCCGCUCUCAUCCCUUGCGGAAGGAUGGCAGAAUCCGGCGCAGCGACGUAGCAGCGGGAGGGCACAGCGACCUGCAUCUCCAGUUUCUCCUCAGGACACAAGGCUGACUUCACCUUCCGGAGAGCUGCAAAGCCCCUGCCAGAACCAAACCGAACUCGCGCCUCGGAGAGGGGCUUCUGGGGCCGGUUCGCUGCAGGGCGUGGGGAGUGGAGAGAGGGAAGGGGAAGCCUGGGGCUGUGUGUGCGCGCGUGGGAGCGCGCCUCGGAGCGCCCCGCACUCCCCCACUCUAUCCCCGGGGGCACUUUGGGAAGGAGGGAGUGGUAGUCGCGGGAAUGAGGGAGCAAGAGAAACCCUCUCAAAGCGACGCCCCAAACAGGUCCGGAUUUAGAAUUCGAAGCUAAAGGCUGUUAGAAAUUGGGACUCCUCGGCCUCCUUUGCAGCCCCUCCUUUCCCGCCCCGAAGCCCGGACGGUUUGCUGGCUGCCUGCUUCCCCGCCCCCGGCUCAGAGGUCUCUGGCUGGCGGGCGCCCCGUCGGCCGCCGGCUUCCUCCUUGAAACCCGCCGGCGCACAUGAGGCCGCUGCCCCCGCCGCAGGCGCUGGCGGCCCCCUCGCGGUGCCCGUGGUGAUGCCAUGCCCCGCCACCACGCGGGAGGAGAGGAGGGCGGCGCCGCCGGGCUCUGGGUGAAGAGCGGCGCAGCGGCGGCGGCGGCGGCGGGCGGGGGGCGCUUGGGCAGCGGCAUGAAGGAUGUGGAGUCGGGCCGGGGCAGGGUGCUGCUGAACUCGGCAGCCGCCAGGGGCGACGGCCUGCUACUGCUGGGCACCCGCGCGGCCACGCUCGGGGGCGGCGGCGGUGGCCUGAGGGAGAGCCGCCGGGGCAAGCAGGGGGCCCGGAUGAGCCUGCUGGGGAAGCCGCUCUCUUACACGAGUAGCCAGAGCUGCCGGCGCAACGUCAAGUACCGGCGGGUGCAAAACUACCUGUACAACGUGCUGGAGAGACCCCGCGGCUGGGCGUUCAUCUACCACGCUUUCGUUUUUCUCCUUGUCUUUGGUUGCUUGAUUUUGUCAGUGUUUUCUACCAUCCCUGAGCACACAAAAUUGGCCUCAAGUUGCCUCUUGAUCCUGGAGUUCGUGAUGAUUGUCGUCUUUGGUUUGGAGUUCAUCAUUCGAAUCUGGUCUGCGGGUUGCUGUUGUCGGUAUAGAGGAUGGCAAGGAAGACUGAGGUUCGCUCGAAAGCCCUUCUGUGUUAUAGAUACCAUUGUUCUUAUCGCUUCAAUAGCAGUUGUUUCUGCAAAAACUCAGGGUAAUAUUUUUGCCACGUCUGCACUCAGAAGUCUCCGUUUCCUACAGAUCCUCCGCAUGGUGCGCAUGGACCGAAGGGGAGGCACUUGGAAAUUACUGGGUUCAGUGGUUUAUGCCCACAGCAAGGAAUUAAUCACAGCUUGGUACAUUGGAUUUUUGGUUCUUAUUUUUUCAUCUUUCCUUGUCUAUCUGGUGGAAAAGGAUGCCAAUAAAGAAUUUUCUACAUAUGCAGAUGCUCUCUGGUGGGGCACAAUUACAUUGACAACUAUUGGCUAUGGAGACAAAACUCCCCUAACUUGGCUGGGAAGAUUGCUUUCUGCAGGCUUUGCACUCCUUGGCAUUUCUUUCUUUGCACUUCCUGCCGGCAUUCUUGGCUCAGGUUUUGCAUUAAAAGUACAAGAACAACACCGCCAGAAACACUUUGAGAAAAGAAGGAACCCAGCUGCCAACCUCAUUCAGUGUGUUUGGCGUAGUUACGCAGCUGAUGAGAAAUCUGUUUCCAUUGCAACCUGGAAGCCACACUUGAAGGCCUUGCACACCUGCAGCCCUACCAAGAAAGAACAAGGGGAAGCAUCAAGCAGUAAGUUCUGUAGUAAUAAGCAGAAGCUCUUCAGAAUGUACACCUCACGGAAGCAGAGUCAGAAGCUAAGUUUUAAGGAGCGAGUGCGCAUGGCUAGCCCCAGGGGCCAAAGUAUUAAGAGCCGACAAGCCUCAGUAGGUGACAGGAGGUCCCCAAGCACUGACAUCACAGCCGAGGGCAGCCCCACCAAAGUGCAGAAGAGCUGGAGCUUCAACGACCGAACCCGCUUCCGGCCCUCGCUGCGCCUCAAAAGUUCUCAGCCAAAACCAGUGAUAGAUGCUGACACAGCCCUUGGCACUGAUGAUGUAUAUGAUGAAAAAGGAUGCCAGUGUGAUGUAUCCGUGGAAGACCUCACCCCACCACUUAAAACUGUCAUUCGAGCUAUCAGAAUUAUGAAAUUUCAUGUUGCGAAACGGAAGUUUAAGGAAACAUUACGUCCAUAUGAUGUAAAAGAUGUCAUUGAACAAUAUUCUGCUGGUCAUCUGGACAUGUUGUGUAGAAUUAAAAGCCUUCAAACACGUGUUGAUCAAAUUCUUGGAAAAGGGCAAAUCACAUCAGAUAAGAAGAGCCGAGAGAAAAUAACAGCAGAACAUGAGACCACAGAUGAUCUCAGUAUGCUCGGUCGGGUGGUCAAGGUUGAAAAACAGGUACAGUCCAUAGAGUCCAAGCUGGACUGCCUACUAGACAUCUAUCAACAGGUCCUUCGGAAAGGCUCUGCCUCAGCCCUCGCUUUGGCUUCAUUCCAGAUCCCACCUUUUGAAUGUGAACAGACAUCUGACUAUCAAAGCCCUGCGGAUAGCAAAGAUCUUUCGGGUUCUGCACAAAACAGUGGCUGCUUAUCCAGAUCAACUAGUGCCAACAUCUCGAGAGGCCUGCAGUUCAUUCUGACGCCAAAUGAGUUCAGUGCCCAGACUUUCUACGCACUUAGCCCUACUAUGCACAGUCAAGCAACACAGGUGCCAAUUAGUCAAAGCGAAGGCUCAGCAGUGGCAGCCACCAACGCCAUUGCAAACCAAAUAAAUACGGCACCCAAGCCAGCAGCCCCAACAACUUUACAGAUCCCACCUCCUCUCCCAGCCAUCAAGCAUCUGCCCAGGCCAGAAACUCUGCACCCUAACCCUGCAGGCUUACAGGAAAGCAUUUCUGACGUCACCACCUGCCUUGUUGCCUCCAAGGAAAAUGUUCAGGUUGCACAGUCAAAUCUCACUAAGGACCGUUCUAUGAGGAAAAGCUUUGACAUGGGAGGAGAAACUCUGUUGUCUGUCUGUCCCAUGGUGCCGAAGGACUUGGGCAAAUCUUUGUCUGUGCAAAACCUGAUCAAGUCGACCGAGGAACUGAAUAUACAACUUUCAGGGAGUGAGUCAAGUGGCUCCAGAGGCAGCCAAGAUUUUUACCCCAAAUGGAGGGAAUCCAAAUUGUUUAUAACUGAUGAAGAGGUGGGUCCUGAAGAGACAGAGACAGACACUUUUGAUGCCGCACCGCAGCCUGCCAGGGAAGCUGCCUUUGCAUCAGACUCUCUAAGGACUGGAAGGUCACGAUCAUCUCAGAGCAUUUGUAAGGCAGGAGAAAGUACAGAUGCCCUCAGCUUGCCUCAUGUCAAACUGAAAUAAGUUCUUCAUUUUCUUUCCAGGCAUAGCAGUUCCUUUAGCCAUACAUAUCAUUGCAUGAACUAUUUCGAAAGCCCUUCUAAAAAGUUGAAAUUGCAAGAAUCCGGAAGAACAUGAAAGGCAGUUUAUAAGCCCGUUAUCUUUUAAUUGCAUGAAAAUGCAUGUUUAGGGAUGGCUAAAAUUCCAAGGUGCAUCGACAUUAACCCACUCAUUUAGUAAUGUACCUUGAGUUAAAAAGCCUGAGAAACCAAACACAGCUAAUGCUAUGGGGUGUAUGAAUAUGUCAAGUUUAGGUCAUUUAGAAGAUUUGACACUGUAUUUUGAAAUUAUGGGAGUAAACACCUUCAAAUUUCAGGCAUUUCUGCUUUGUGACUAAAUACAAACUACAUUUUCAAGAUUAGGCCAUAAUGUAUAUUUAAACACAAUGGCUAUCAACAGCUGCUAAUAAGGUAUCAACAACUAAAGCAGAAUUGGGGAAUAAUAGAAAUGGCUGCUUAUUUCAAGAUAUAGUUGCCAACCCAUUCCUAUUCAGUCAUUUUAUUAUUAAUGUAAUUUGAAUGUCAAUUUGUGUGCUUCUGGUGAUUUAGCGCUGUGGCAAGCAAUUUUGCACAUCAUUUCCAUGUUGUUCUUUAUGACAAGAAUGUUCUUCAAUUAGAAAAUGUGCAAAUAAUGAGAUUCAGGGCCAGUGGGGCAAAUAGACUAUCUGACAUAUUUGACUUUAUGAAAACAUAUUCCCUGAUGGCAGAAUCAACUUUAUAAGUGGUCAACUUCUACACAAGCGUGUGAAAUACUGAUCAGUAGAACAGCCAUUGUGAUUGGACUGGUUUCUCUGCAAUGGCGCCAACCCCAGGCUUGCCAAUACUGCCUAUGUAAAGGGCAAGUGUGAGAAGCUAUUCUCAAUUGCUGACAUACAGGUAGGACUAUGGGGGAUGGGACAUUUGAGUGGGACUGAGAUAGGAAAGGCUUGAAAAGAACCCAGAAACACCACCAGGAAGUUGGCAAAGUAAAAGAAAAUGACUUCCCCCUCAAAGGGCAAUGAGAGGGAGAGAAACAAACCAAAAUAGAAGAAUGAGACUUUUUAGAAAAUGAGUAUUGCUAGGGAAUUCAACUACCUAAUCUUCCCUUAUUCUUAUAUAUAAGCAGAGAAUUUUUGCAAGGUAUUUAUUUUUUAAUAUGCCCUGAAUGUCUUUUGCUAUUAUGUGUACAUUUUGCAUAUGAAAGUCUAAAACGAAACUUCCUUUACUUUUUAUACUGUAGUGAAAAUUUUCUAUUCUUCCCAAGAAUGUUGUCCCAAAUCUGAAAUUACUGGUUCAAUUUCCUGAUAUAAACAUUUACAAUUAGAAGCUAGAUAGUACUGGCAGGGUCUGCAAAUCAGAACACUUAAAUAUAUCAUGGCAGCAAAAAGACCAAGGGAAACAAAACGACAAAUGUAUUUAUCAGAAAGCAAGCAAUGCUGACUGCUUGUUAGAAACCCAUCUAGCUAUCUUAGGUCAUCAGAACUUCAGCCAACGUAAUGACAUUCAAAAGAAAAGGACAUAAGAGAUAGCAUUUCAAUUCAAUUAAACCCUAGCCACAGGAGGACUCAAGAAAGGAAGUCCUUGGCAGACAUUAAUGCUGCCUCCAGAAGUACUUCUCCAGCAGCCAAGCAGAAUGAGCAGGGUUAUCAAGUGGAUGUUCAAAGGAAGAAGGAGGCCCUGAACUCCACCAUUCCUCCCCAGCCCUCCCCAACAGGCUUUCUCCAUCAUUGACUCUCCCCUGCUUUUCUUCUUCAUUAACUCCUUAUUCAUUCCCUGCCAGUAUUUUGCUUCUGAACUUCACCAGGCCUUAACCAGCCGGCCGGGCGCGGUGGCUCACGCCUGUAAUCCCAGCACUUUGGGAGGCCGAGGCGGGCGGAUCAGGAGGUCAGGAGAUCGAGACCAUCCUGGCUAACACAGUGAAACCCCGUCUCUACUAAAAAUACAAAAAAUUAGCCAGGCGUGGUGGUGGGCGCCUGUAGUCCCAGCUACUCGGGAGGCUGAGGCAGGAGAAUGGCUUGAACCCGGGAGGCGGAGCUUGCAGUGAGCCGAGAUUACACCACUGCACUCCAGCCUGGGUGACAGAGCGAGACUCCGUCUCAAAAAAAAAAAAAAAAAAACCAGCCUCCAUCCCCAAGUCAACCAGUUCUCCGCUUUAUCUAAAAUGUACUUCUCAACCUUUUAGAACCUUGUCCCUUUUGAUAAACAUGAAAAUUUUUAAAGCUUCCUCUUCACCUCCCACUUGGAUUCUAAGACAGUUGGAAUCAUUUAGAAUCUUUUUGGCUGCUGGAAACGUAUAGAAGAUAGAGGCUAAAUUUUACACUUCAGUUAAGACCUUGUCAAUCCUUUUAAGCAAUUGUUUUCAUUUUCAAAAUACAGAAUGUUAGUAAAUUACGAAAAUCAAUUUUUCAUCUUCAUUCAACCUAAAGUUGUGAUUCCCCCUCGCAAGAAUGUUGCAUACACACACACACACACACACACACACACACACACACACACACCCCUCCACUGACCUAAAGCCAGACACCUGCCAUGACUGGGCAGGCUCUCUCCCAGUAUUAUUAACAGAGGAAGAGGAGGGAGGCAGCAACUUUCAGGUAGCACUGAUUCUUGGACACACUCUGUCCUCGGUCGAACCCCACUGGCAGCAGGAAUUCUGAAUGUAUUGGGGACCCCUCCUUAGGCCUCGUUAAGUCUCAAACACAGUACAGCUCACCCAGCAUUGCUGAAGACUGAAGAUUCAGAAACAAAACCUACACACAGCACUGAGGUCUUAAUCAUAGCAAAAUGUGAUAAACCAUGUUGUGAAAAACUUUUAAGCAUUGAAGCCAUGACCAUUUUGUGUCUAUCUUACUCUAGCACAAAAAUUGAGGGAUGUUAAAAGACAGUUGUGUGGAAGCUAUAAGGUUCUGUCUGUCGUGUUACUCUCUGUGGAAAUGAGAGGGGUCUCCCAUUUACACUAAGCAAAUUUCCAUUGGUCAAUCUUAAUGAUGUCUUGAAGCACAAUUUAGCUGAGCACUGAGUAGCCAUAUGCUUUCUGAGUACAAGUGUGUCUGCCUUCUUCAACAUGUAGGGUUGGUCAAGCUAAUACUUAAUUGCAAAUAUCCCUUGUAUGAGGUUAACUAAAAAAAUUUUGCUAUGUCUGAUCUACCUGUUUGCAUUUUGUUCAACUAAAUUAAUAUUUGUAGAUUGCAAGUUUUGUUUAAAAUAACUUUAUUGAGUUUUUAAGUCCUGAUCUGUUCUAAGGUGCCUUUCUCACCUCCCAUUGAUUCAGUGAUUCUGAAGUUCUUAAUUUGCAAGUAAAAUAAGUCUACUAGAGAGGAGGAAAUCAGGCACAAAAUGACCAAUUCUCAUACCCAUUUGCAAAGUAAAACUAUAAGGAUGAUGAAACCUGGCUAACUAAACUAAUGGAUCAUUUCACUAAAUCAGAUAGAGGAAAUAUCAUAAAUAUUAACUUGUCUCCCUAGAAGCUGAUAUUUUUCGCCUUAAAUGACAUGGUUGUGUUUUUGUAAGAGAAACUUAAUCUAAUCUAAUUAUGUGCAUCUAAGUGAGCAGUUCUAAGUCAUGUAUGACAAUGCAAUUGUCUGUUUCCUGAAGACAAAUAAAUCAGGAACACCAUAUCCAUUUCAAGCUAUCAUUAAAGUGUAAUUUCCUUUGCUCUCUUUUACUGGGAUUAUUUGUUUUAAAGUAAAACAUUAAAAAGAUGUCUAUAAACAGCUAGUGUGACUAUUUUUAUCUGGAACUAACUAGUUGGUUCUGAACUGACUGGACCAAGUCAAUCAAACUGACUGUAUACAGAUUUUGGACUGAAAUAUAAAAAUUAUCUUUUUGCAGUGUUA
This is a messenger RNA of Symphalangus syndactylus (siamang), 10488 nucleotides long. It is a transcript of the gene KCNQ5, whose product is annotated as potassium voltage-gated channel subfamily Q member 5. Gene Ontology annotation, biological process: potassium ion transmembrane transport. The record is from RefSeq and is a predicted model, not a curated record. Gene Ontology annotation, molecular function: voltage-gated potassium channel activity. Gene Ontology annotation, cellular component: voltage-gated potassium channel complex; membrane. NCBI's taxonomy places the organism in Eukaryota, Metazoa, Chordata, Mammalia, Primates, Hylobatidae.